GGGGCCUCGGCCGUGCGGCGCUACGACCCAACGGAGCACGAUGGGCGCGUGUGGUGCCCGUGCUGCGGGCGCGGCGUGCGGCGGGACGGACGGCGCGGCGGGCUGGCGCUGCUGCAAGCCGGGCUGAUGCAGCACUUGGCCGGGCCCGAGCACCGCCGGGAGACGGCGCGGUUCUGGCGGGAGAACCGGGCGGAGGCGGCGCUGCGGGAGCGGUGCCUGGUGCCGGCCGAGGAGUACGAGCACUUCGCGCAGGCUCUGGAGCGGGCGCUGGCCGAGCACCAGCAGCGGGAGGAGGAGCGCAUCCUCCAGAUGGCGGCUGACAUCCGGGAGGCCGAGCGCCGGCAGCGAGAGACGGUGCAAGCGGCGCUCCAGCUUCAACCAGACCCAGAACUUUGUGCAGGACCUUCUGUCUGCAGGCUCCCCGCAGGACCUGAACGGGACAGCCCUUGUGCUGCAGAAGAGCCUGGCCCGAGCGGAAUGCAGACAGGACCUGAUUUAGCCCGGAUGGAAUCAGGCAAGGUUCUGACCUUCAUUGGCCACCAGGAAACAGGAGGGAAAGGAAAUGUCCACACGGGAGCAAAACCUCCGUGGCUAAUAGAGGAGGAAGAUGGAAGUCAACAACAAAUUGGACCUUCCUAUGAGGAAUUUCUCAAACACAGUGAGCAGCUUACACACCUUUUAGUCAUCCUUGCUUUGCCAUACUAGAGAACCAAAAGCAAUUUCAAAAACCUGCUGAACAAAGUAUUUGGGCUUUUGAGCAACCUGGUCUAGGGGAAGGUGUCCUCAUCCAUGGUACAGGGGGGUGCAGCAACGUGAUCCUUAAGUUCGCUUCCAACCCAAACC
Ficedula albicollis (Collared flycatcher) is the source of this 843-nucleotide messenger RNA. RefSeq names its product coiled-coil domain containing 84 (gene CENATAC). NCBI's taxonomy places the organism in Eukaryota, Metazoa, Chordata, Aves, Passeriformes, Muscicapidae. The transcript has 7 exons. The record is from RefSeq and is a predicted model, not a curated record. The annotation marks the transcript as partial.